CGGACUCCGUUCACCGGCUGCAAUCUCUUCUCCCGUUCGCCCCGCGCUCUCCUUCUCUCUCUCUCUCGUGGCGCAACUGGGUGGCCGCCGCCCUACGCCAGGUGCCUUUGCCGGUCUUCGUCGGGCCGGUUGCCGGCGACGAGCACCCACCAGGUAUGCGCUACGCAGUGCGCAUGCCUUCUCGUCCCUUCUUGCUGUGCGAGUGCGAAGCCGAGCACCACGAACCCUAAUUCAAUACAGAUUGCGAGCUAUUGGUUGAACAUGUGUACACCAAUGUCGCCAUGGAUGGGGCGGCUGCGCUCUCACCACGCGACCCCUCAAAGUUUUCCCAAGAGGAGGCCCCCUUCCCAGACCAAGAACCCGGAGGAGAAAGAGGAGCUCCAAACAUGGAAGAAGCAUACUGCCCGCAAGAAGACCGCGAGAGGUCGCCACGCUGGAGCUGCUGCACAGCAGCCCAGGGCGUUCUUACGUGGGUCUUCGCGGCUCGCUGGAAGAGACUAUGAGCAUCCGAUUAUGAUAGACGAUGAUGUAAACGAGGAAUGUAAAUCCAGGGCUGAUCAAUCAGCAAUUACACCUCUCCGCAGAUCCCCACGAUUCCAUCUGGAAGAUAAAAGUUUGAGCAAGUCACUGUUGCCACCAAAUCGCUGUGAGACCUCUCCUAACAGAAAGACUAAAAAUGCUCAUAGAAAAGACAAAAAUCAAGAGAGCCUGAAAGGGAAUAGGGGAAGUGCUGGAUUUCCUCCUAGGAAAGAUAUUUCAGAUGUAUCUAACAAAAAGAGUGACAAGCAAGAGUUAAAGCCCAUCCAUUGUAAAGUGCAAACAGGAAAGAGGAAGAGAGGAACAGAAAGGAGGUUGUUAUCGAAGAAGCAAAGUUGCCAGGACCCUGGACCAUUGCCUGCGUAUCGCCAAGAAAUUGCAUCUUGCAAUGAAUCCAGAAAAUCCACCCACAGAAGGAUUGAAAAUGACCCUUCUACCGAGGUGAAGCUUAAAGUUGGUGAUGUGAGAUUGGCAAACAUUGAUGAAAACAUCAACAAGCCCAGUGGGACUCAGAGAGAAGGAAUAGAAAUUUUUUGUGGUCCUGAUGAUUGGACAAAAGAGCAGGACAUGGCAUUGCGCAAAGCUUACUUCAGUGCCCGACCAUCCCCACAUUUCUGGAAGAGGGUUUCAAAAAUGGUGCCAGGGAGAUCUGCUGAAGAUUGCUUCAACAGAAUUUAUACUGACCUCUCAACACCGACUCCAAUUGCCCCACGUCCCAGAGCAAGUAAAACAACAUUUUCUCCUAUAGGAAAUUUCACAUUGUCUGAUCCAAAACCUCCAAAUAUCUUGGAACCUACAGUUGGAAUGCGAAAGUCCGCUAAACAGAAGAGUCUAGUAGCACAGAAGACAGUGAGGCAUUUGUUGCAGAAACAUUGCCGCAUUGACCAAGCUCAAGAGGCUGACCACUUCUCAGUUUUUGAAAGCUCACCAAGUGCCUUACAAUUGAACUUAUCUUUUGACAAUUCUCCUGGGACUCCUGACAGUUAUAUGAAUUCAGAUUCUCUAGGCAAGCACAGUGGAAGGUCUUCAGCACGAAAGAAACCAUUUUCAAGGUUAAGAACUAAACCAUCUGAACCCAGCCCAGGAGUUCUAAAGCCUAUAAAGAAUGUUAUCCUACAUGAGAGGUACAUUGAUAAAUUGGCACGUAGAGAAGGCGCAAAAAGGCCUCGCAGAAGGGCUCCAGCUGGCUCUAAAGCUGCUGAUUCUGGGAAGUCUCUUUCUGAGCAGCAAGCUGGUAGUCUGAAGGCUGCUAAAAAUGCUCUCAUCUCAGAAGCAACCGACUUCAUAAGCAGUUUUAAGACGCUUCAAGCCAAUUCGCUUGCGCAUGCUGUGGAGAAUAGUGAAGACGAGAUUGAAUGUGAUGCCAGUGAUUGUAGCCAUGAUGAUAAAGAAUAAGAAUGUCCUUAUAGUCUUGAUUCCCAGCGGCCCUUAGCAAUCAUCUCCUUUUUGUCAACUAACGUUAGUCAUCACUUAUCAGUUGUCAGCUGAUGUUAGUCAGCACUUAUCAGCUGCAAUAAGGCUAGGCAGUUGUCAGGGCAGUGUAUUCUGCCUAAUAUGAUGUAUCUAGUUUUGUUCC
Molecule: messenger RNA, 2113 nt
Organism: Zea mays
Lineage: Eukaryota; Viridiplantae; Streptophyta; Magnoliopsida; Poales; Poaceae
Exons: 4
Coding region: 262-1932 (556 amino acids)
Source: RefSeq, marked validated